This is a messenger RNA of Trypanosoma grayi, 2175 nucleotides long. RefSeq lists its product as hypothetical. The transcript has a single exon. Bases 1 to 2175 code for a protein of 724 amino acids. The record is from RefSeq and is a predicted model, not a curated record. NCBI's taxonomy places the organism in Eukaryota, Euglenozoa, Kinetoplastea, Trypanosomatida, Trypanosomatidae.
AUGGAGGCUGGCACCGACAGCCAGGUGCAGUGGAGCAAUCUUCUUGAGGCUGGCGAUGCUGCCACACUGUUUGCCAUAUUUCGGGAGACAGUUAGUUCCGCUCUUCCUGGCUCCUCUGAGACCAAGUCUAUACUGCAAUUUAUGGAGUCACAUCUCUACGUGGCUGCGCUAAAGGUUGAUCUGGAAGCGUUGUGUACCACAACUUCAAUGGGGUUCUUGGAAUCCGUUCUGAACGAAACUCGUCCAUCUAGACUUGAUCCACGUGAGUGUCUAACCGAGCUGUUGUCCGCGACAUGGCUCGGUGACGGGUAUGGUGUUGCUGUUUACCUCCGUCUUUUGCAAGCAACGUUCCGCCAGAUAUUUUUUGACACGCUUCGACGAAGGAAGGAGUGCACCACGGUGGUGGAGCGGCGUCUAAAAGCACGGACAACAAUGCGUGCGUGGUAUGGUGGUGUGGAUAGCCGUGUCUCUCAGAUCAUCCUAAGACUUUGUAAGCGAGAUGCACUUCCGAAGAUGGUUCAAACGGUGAAGAGGUUUCAGACAGAUGGAUGUGGCAGUGACGAUGACGAGGAACAAGAUGAUAAUUCAACGGACACACUGCCUCUCGUUGAGCCAACUACACUUGAGGCCUUACUGCAAUUGGUGUUGGACCUCUCGACUGUGGUCGGGGAUUCCCGAAGGACAGUGCCGCUACUGUUGAUGGUGAAGGCAGUAACCGUCGCGGCGCAGUCGUACAGUGAUGAUGAUGAGUUUCUGCAUAAAAAUGGAAACGAGUGGCAAAAGUGGGCUGCCACUUUGUGUCGAGUGGGUGACAUGAAAACGGGGACAAGUACACCAACACAUGACAUGGAGUAUUCUCCUGCUCUGGCAUCACGGGGGAACUUCAGGGAAACAGGGGAGAGAGCCACACGGGCGCUACUAGACAUGAUUCCGGCCUGUGGUCUUGUGGCGUUCCUUCUGGAGUGCUCGGACGGUAGAUUUGGCAAAGAUAUAAUGGAUAGCGUCGCGUACGAGGACAACGAGCGCGGGCGGGAUGCGAGUAGCACCAAGGUGUUGGCGAGAAUACAGGCCCUAAAAAAAGAAGAAGACGAACUUUGUGUCUUAUCAGAUGGGGACUGGGUCAGUGAGGAGGAUGAACAUUACGUGGGGCAUUUCUCCCUACGCAUGGUCGGCGCUAUGUUGUUGCUAUGCGAUCUGAUGAUGCAAGACUGCUGUGAAUGCCGCUCACUUCUUUCCAACUCCCCAUCAGUUUUAUUCUUCCUCUUGGGGCCCAUGCUCUUGGAGAGCUUGAAGAGUUCUUCCUUGAGUGUGGCAAUGACUGGCUUGGCCUUGCUAGCCGUGGUGCUUCCUCAUGUGCCUCCCUAUAGUAUCCAUGCCUAUGGUGAGUUGAACGAAGAGUCCACACAGGCACAGGGGUUGGAGGAGGAUGCUCCUUCUCUAGACUCAUGUAGCUAUCACACGAGAAAAUUUGGGCUGGUGUUUGAACUGGUAAAGUCUCUGAUGAAUAUUUCAGCAACUUGUCCCAGCGAAGCCCAUCGCGUGGUAGCUCGUGCGGUCUUUACUCUUUUUCUUCGACGCUGCGCUGGUGAUUUGCGUAUGGUUGUGUACUCUUCAUUUCUUGUUGUGACGCCAUUUGCUUCUAUCUGCUCGCUGAUGCUGCAUUCAUUGCGUGAGGAGUGGAACAGCUGUCAGUCCUUGUGCAAUCCAUCAGAGUAUCGUUUUCUUAGAAGGACCCUUCCGCGUUGCCUGCUGCGAACACAGGAAAACUGGAUGAAGAGACUGCUCACGGGUGAAACGGGAUUCAUAGAUCCUUUGGUGCAAUCGCUUAAUUUUGUCCGUUCACUUAUCGCCGAGGAUUAUCGGCGGCAACCGAAGGAUGCGUUGUUUCAAUUCGCUAGCGGAGACCCAAGGGCCCAGCUCCGCAAGGAGACGGGGAAGGGGGAAUCAUGCGACAGAUGGGAUACAUACCUCUCUCGUCUUAUGAGGGAUGUUGUGCCGCAGCUGCGUGCCUUGGUAGUGGCGGCAGAAGCGGCAGUCUCCUCGUCGACGGUGGAGGAAAAGGGGGCGAAGGAGCCGUUGGGGGCGUUGCGCACCGCGACGCUCUCACCGCUUGACUGCUUUGCGCUCACCAUGGCCCUGGAAGGCUUGGAGGGGCAAGUGGUGUGUGGCGGUUGA